AUGGAGAGAUUGAGGGACGACGUGCGUCACAUUUACGGCAAAGUGACCGAUAUAAACGCUGCAGUCGCGAAUGAGCUACCGACUGACAGUGGCAUGACAUUCUUGCAAGUGAAGAACCACGCGCUACUGACGUACACCAAGUUGGAGCUCUUUUUCGCGCUGCUCAAACUAGAGGAGCCUGGGAAAGUGAGGGACCACCCUGUGUUCAAGGAGCUCGUGCGCUAUCGCACGCUGUUAGAGCGCGUUCGUCCUUUGGACCGCAAGAUGAAGUACCAAGUGGACAAGAUGCUCAAGGUGGCGUUGUCUGGUUGCAACGACCUGGACGAAUCGCUGAGCUAUGCACCGAAUCCGGAACAGCUUGCUGCUGACGGAGCGCAGGACGACGACGAGGAUGGUGACGAUGGAGGUGCUAGUACCAACGAUGGUAUCUACCGUGCACCGCGUCUAGCAGCAGUUCCAUACGAAGAGGAGGAACGUGCGCACGUGAAGCAGGCUAAGAAAGAUGAGCGUAAUCGCAAACGCCUGCAGAAGAGUACCAUUCUUGCCGAACUGCGAGAGGAGUUUAGCGAGCGUCCUGUGGAGAUCCAGGCCAGUGGUGCAAACGCCGUUGACAAAGAGACUGCACGCGAGGAGAGUGAGAAGAAGGAUUUUGAGGAAUCGCGCUUUGUGCGUGUGGUCACGUCACGUAAGGACAAGAUCCGUAAGCGGCAGCGAGAAACAGCUGCGAACCGUGCCGACAAGGUUGGAUUGAUCGACAACUUUGCCUCGGUCCAAGAUAUCUUGUCUUUGGACAAGACGAAACAUCGAAUCCCGAUACCACGUGAGCCGAAAAAGGUUGGCGGCAAGACUGGAGGCAUUUUCUCGCACGUUGAUGCGCCGACCGAGAAGAAGCGGAAGAUGGCGCGAAAUGCAGAUCAGAGCGUAGCUCCACGUGAAGCUAUUUCCACAGCGCCUCAAGAAUUAUCAGACCGCAAGGCACAUCAGCAGAAGAAGAAAGUCGUGUUCUCGAAGCUGUUCUAG
Hyaloperonospora brassicae is the source of this 1020-nucleotide messenger RNA. The record is from the annotation of a GenBank genome assembly. Lineage: Eukaryota; Oomycota; Peronosporomycetes; Peronosporales; Peronosporaceae.